Messenger RNA from Oikopleura dioica, 1167 nucleotides. NCBI's taxonomy places the organism in Eukaryota, Metazoa, Chordata, Appendicularia, Copelata, Oikopleuridae. The record is from the annotation of a GenBank genome assembly.
AUGACGGAGCUUGAGGAUGUCAUCUCCAUUCCAGAGAUAAGUGAGAAGAUCAUCGAACGCCUUACAGACAAGAAGUUACUGGAACUUCAUUCAGACAAUUUCUGGCAAGCGUUCAAUUUUAUUCGUCCAUCAUUCUGGCGCAAACGAGCGUACCACAAUUAUCCGAACUCUGAACUUCUUUAUAAACUCCUCCUUGAUUUCAAGAUCGCUUCAUUCAACGACUACUGUACAUUUAUCAAAGCGUACCAAAAAGUCAGAAGCUUCAAAUCAAACCUCAUUCUGGAGACGGAUCAGAUGAUUGCCUACGAUCCUCAUCAGCAUACGAUCAACAGUAGCCAUUUUAUCAGCCUAUAUGAUAAAGAGUUCAAUAUUCGUGAUGCGAUUUUCCCCGCCGAGAGCGUCUUUUCCUUGACAAUUUUCCCAACGAACAAUCCGGACAAAUUACUCGUGACAACGACGAAUCCUGGCGACGAAGAUGAUUCUACCAUUGUCGAGAUUUUCUUUCUUUCAAUCGACAAAGCUGGGCAGAAACUCAAGCUCAAGUCUGUUUUCAAAGAAAGAUUCGAUUUGACAGUCUUCACCGCGUAUUACGCUCAGGAUGAAAAGAUCAUGUGCUUUUCGCACCGUUUCGACUCGAACGACUGGGAUGUCUCCAUCAUCGACAGUUCUACAUCGACAGCGACGGUCAUCGAGCACUCGGUUUUCCAGAACUUGAAGCCUCUUGGGUCCGAUUUACUGAAUGAUGGUUACCACUCCGGAACUCAAAUCAUGAAGCGUUGUCGCUCUGCUGCUUUUUGCGUUAUGAAUACUUCCACUAUACGAUUUCGAAAAUUCCAUAUUCCGAUGGAUCCAUAUUUUGACCUUUUCGUCCACGAUGGUUUCAUUCAAGCGCUUCCUCAUACAACUGAUCGGAGAAAACGCACUUUCGGGCGAUUCUUCAAACUCGUAGAAACCGAGGGUGAUUUUGAAGUUGUCGAGAUCCCGAUUGCUGAUUCUUUGGACUCAUUUUACCCGGACGAUAUUUCACGCGUCGGUUUUUCUAUAAACGGAACUUCAAACGAGGAUUCGAUUUACUUGACUCUCAGAACAUGGCCUCAAAGAUCCGCAGCUGAUAACUCAGUUAAAUUCCGCCUUCUGCACUACCAAUUCACUCCAAAGUACGAAUGA